This is a messenger RNA of Stomoxys calcitrans (stable fly), 4886 nucleotides long. RefSeq names its product transcription factor mef2A (gene Crtc). Gene Ontology annotation, biological process: protein homotetramerization; positive regulation of transcription by RNA polymerase II. The transcript has 2 exons. NCBI's taxonomy places the organism in Eukaryota, Metazoa, Arthropoda, Insecta, Diptera, Muscidae. Gene Ontology annotation, cellular component: nucleus; cytoplasm. The record is from RefSeq and is a predicted model, not a curated record. Gene Ontology annotation, molecular function: cAMP response element binding protein binding. The coding region runs from base 1838 to 4366 and encodes 842 amino acids.
AAAUUUUAUUUUUUGGGUCUAUAGAGUGAAUAAAAGAUAAUUUUCUGGCAAAAAAACGACGAAGUAAAAUAUUUACGACACUGUUUUCACCAUAAAAAAAAUUGAAGUGAACGGAUGGAAGUGAAUAUGAGGCAAUGUCGCGAUUGUAGAUAACUUCAGAGAAAAGCGUUAUGAAUAUUUGUCAUAUAAAGAAAAUAUAGAAUUUGUUGUAUGUGUUGAGCGCUCGAUGCUGUAGUGUGAGUGUUCAUAUGUAUGUACAUGCGACGUACUGAAAUGUGCAAGUUAAGGAAUGUUGUGUGUGCAUAAUAAUAAUAAUACACAACACCAUCAGAGAAAUGCAAUUAGAAAAACAAGAAGAGGCACGGCGCAGCAGCAAUACCAACAAACACUGCAUUGAACAUAGAUAUAGAGUGUAAUAAAGACAUGACAGAAGAAAAAUAUUAGAGUUACAGGAAUAUCUGCUCUUAAACAGCACAAGAAUUUAAUUUUUGCCACUUUGAACGCCGAGCAGAUGCAGACAUAAAUGGACUCUGAAAUCCAGUUUGAAAUCAUAACUUAAACUAAAAGGUAUAAACAUCUCGUGAAAAGGGCCAAAGAAAUUAGUCCAAAGUGAAGUGUGUGUAGAGCAGUGUUUUUUGUCACACACUUCCUAUGUGUGAUGUAAACUGCCCCGAAAACAAAAACAUAUUUAAUAUUCAGCAGCGUUGUGGAUAACACACCAAGAAAUGCAAAGAAUCAUUAAAGUUACCAAAAAACAAAAAAAUAUAAGAAGCAGCAGUCGAUGAGAAUAACAUGUUUGUUAAAAUCUGGUUUUUUGGAAAUUUAAACGUAUAGUUGCCAGAUUUUGGGGCAAUCCUGCGAAACAGGUGCUACCCAAUGGCCAAAUAUCCCAACAAGAUAUUGCCGAAUCAAAAGCUGCCGUUUAAAGUUGAUUAAUUAUUCGCAUUGUUUGUCACCCUUUGCCUACGAAGGGGCUCGACGAUGGUCUGCGAGGGGCUGCGGUAGUCGCUUAUUUCGUUCACAUAUCGCUUUUUUAAGUCACAGUUCGAUUUGUCUUCUUUUUGUUGAUUUUGCACUCUCUUUCGCGUGUUCGACUCCCCGAACUCGCUCUCAGUCUCUUACCGCAACUGACAUAGAAGAACAACAAAAACGAAAAACGACAUUCAACGACAGUAGUAGUUUAUAUUUAUGUACGUACGUUCGUACAUCUAUUCAUCCAUCUAUACAUACAUAGAUAGAACAACGAUAGAACGCUGCUGAACGCUUUAUAUUAACUCGUGGUAUUUACUUUUUAUUAUUAUUGUUUUUGCUAUUCGUUCCCUGUUGUUUUUCUUUUGCGUUUCAAAACUGUGUAUACAACAACAACGAAGGAGGCGGCGGCACACCGUCAUCGUUGUGAGAUGGUUUCACCCUUGCGCUCAAAGGGAAAAAAGCGCGAACUUUUCUUUUAUCUCGAUUUGUGUUCCAGCUCAACAUAAUUAUGCAUAAACGAGUAGUUGAAAAUUGUGGGAAACUUAAACAAGACCGGUGAACUAUUGCAAUAAGAUUUUGAACUCCUACUCGAUUGGUCCUCAUUCAGAAAACAAAAAAACUGAGCACCAGCCAAUUUACAAGCCGACACUGAUAAAGCACAAGGAACAACACAUUUUUGUGGUUAAACACAUUAACCUCCUGACUUUGCAGCGUGAUUGCUUGUUGCUACCUACCUAGACUGCAUACCUAAGCUGCGCUUAAGAAAGAUUUUCGUAGAUUGAAGGAGUAAGGGACAUUUUUGGGCAUUUGAAGAAACUUUUGUGUGUAGGGGGGCGCUCAUUUUUACGAACUAGAUAAUCUAAAAAUGGCGAACCCAAGAAAAUUCAGCGAGAAAAUUGCCUUGCAGAAGCUUAAACAGGCUGAAGGCACUGCGGAGUUUGAGAAAAUUAUGAAUGAGGUGAAGGCGACUCGGGUGGUGGACAAUGCGUUAAACAACAUAGACGCAUCGGAUUGUGGAUCACUUCAUGAGAAUACAUGUUUGGGUGGUGGCAGUGGCGGAGGUGCUUCCCCCGAUGCUAAUGUCGGAGGUGCUUCCCCCGAUGCUAAUGUCGGAGGUGGGGCUACAAUAACAAGUGCUGGUUCGCCGGCAGCGUAUAGGGAAUCACGUGGCCGCAGUAUGGGUGUUGGUCCGAUGAGGAGGCCUUCAGAAAGAAAACAAGAUCGAUCGCCAUACGGAAGCACGGCUGGGGGAUUGAUUUUAAGCAGUAUGCAGCACAGCACGCAAAAUACAUACUUGAGCCCGCCCAUGGAUACGAGCUGGCGUAGAUCGAACUCCGAUUCGGCGUUACAUCAGACAUUGAAUAUGAGUGAGGGCAACUAUGGAACCUCGCCGCAGGCAAGUUUAAUAGAAGACUUGAAUGCAAUGCAUGCCAACUAUCACCACCAGCAUGGUCAGACGUCGUCGAGUCACCCACAACAGCAUCACAGUCAGAGAUCUCAUUCGCCAAAUAUUGGUCGUAGUUAUAGUCCGCAGGCACAAAGAAGAAAGAGCCCGCUGUUGCAACAACAGCACCAGCAAAAUCAGCAAUUGCAACUUCAGCGUCUACAAAUGCAACAGCAGCAACAUCAAGCGCAACAACAUCACCACCAAAUGCAACAACAUCUGCAAAGCCAACAACUGCAACAGUCACAGCACCAUAUGCAGCAGGCAUCGCAAUGCAAUGCCAAGUUCAACAACUCGAAUAUACCGGGAAAUGUUAUGAAUUUUGCCAAUACGGGCUCAUUGCCCGACCUCACAUCUGUUCACUUUGCUCCCGUCGCUAACGUAACACAGCUUAUGCAACAACCACAGCAGCAAACACUUUCGCCAGUUUUGUCGCCGAAUCACAAUAAUGGUUGCCACGAAAGGGACCAAUCGCCGAGUCCAUUUAGUCCGCCUAAUGUAGGAGGCUCUGGCGGCGGGGGAGGUUGUGGUCCGCCCUCACCAUAUCACCAACAGGAAAGCUCUUCAGCUGCAGCUACGAAAAUAUCGACGGCAAAUAAUCACCAAGCAUCACCGCAUUUAUCAUUCACAAAUCUUUCGGUGCAAUCACCAGUUAAUGUGUCGCAACCAAAUACCGCACAAAAUCCCAAUGCCAACUUUAGCACUCUCCCCACACUAGGAGCGGCAGGUUCAACGGGUAAUCUUACUGACUACCGUCAACCCUUAAAUCCCCCAAGCCCCGGCUCUUCGCCUGGCCUUCUGACUUCUGGCCCAACAAACGAUAUACACACAAGUGCACCUGGCAGUCCCAUCAGACAUUGCCAGAACAACAGCGCAGGAGGUGGCAACGGCCGACAGAAUCAGGCAAUGCAAACAUUAGCAAUGCAACAGACAACUUUCGGCACAAUAGAGACAAGCCAUGGGUACAAUAGUCUCCAUCCCGCUUUUCAAAAUCACUUUGAACAGUUUCACUUGGGUGACAGUUGCCAAUCGCCGCAAAAUAACUACGAUGAUCUGAACUUUAGCGAGUUUGUUACAACGGGAAACUCUGUUGGCCAAAUGUCGCAACAGCAUCAUGUAUUUAACAACAAGCUUUUCGAUAUUGCAGAUUUGACGUCCUCGUCCGCCAACACAACUAGGACACAAAACACAAGCACUACAUCAAAUUGUAACAACAACAACAACAAUUUAUCCGCACUAUCGAACGAUGCAAACAAUUCUAGUAGUCGCCAGCAGCAUCACAGCAAUUCGCAACAUUUCCAACACAUGAAUAACAACUCGUCCGCAAGCACCACAAACGGACCCACGCCCUGUAGAACGGGCCUGAUGAACAAUAAUGAUAGACAGGAUUUAGUAUCGACUAACUCCUCGCCCAUACCGUCGCCAAUAUCGCAUUGCACGCCUGCACCGUCAUCCCCGUUACCAAUACCAAUGUCUUCGCAUUCUCCUGCUCAUCAUCAACAACUAUCACUAUCGGUACAAACUUCUCCACAUCACUCGCCAUUGCAUUCUCCCCACCAUACGCCUUCGCCAUUAUCGGUAUCCUCACCAGGCUUGACCAUGUUGGGCGGCAGCAUAUCGCCCGUGCCCUCUCCUUCGGCGCACAUACUGAAUAAUCACCAACACAACCACAUCAACAACCAGAAUCAGCAACAUCUGCAGCAUGACCAAGCGACACUCAAUAACUCCCAACACCAUCAGCAACAAAGUCAAACGCACACAACCACAACGGCUACUAACAUACCGCAAAUAAUCUUCUCCGACUAUUCGUCAUCCCGUGAUAUUUUCGAUAAUCUCGAUUUGGACUUGGGUCAAAUUGACGAGCCCGGCUUGCAAAUGCUGUCCGAUCAGAAUCCCAUAAUGAUUUCGGAUCCCUCAAUAGAGGACAGUUUUCGUAGAGAUCUUAACUGAUACUACGAGGAAGCUGUUGCAGCUAUUGAAAGUGGUAUACUUCUGGAGGACUCAUUCGACCCACUGGGUCCAGCAGUCGAUGUAACACAAGCGCUUGGCAAUCCUCCACCCUCCACAGCAACAGCAACAACACUAGUCAUUAACAAAUGCCAUACAGAUGGUGUCGGCGGCAGUAGUUGUAGUGGUAUCGGUGACACAGUGGGAGACAAAGAUGACGACAAUAUAAAUUUGCAUAAGGAUUCAAUCGACGACGACAUACUAAGCGGCUUAAAUGACGGCGAAUCUCAUGACAAUGAAGAUGAUGAAGUGCGCAAUUUCUUCUUCUAAGACAUUCACGUCGUCGUGCACCACAAUCAUGCGAAAUCAACAACAAAGCACCUACAAGCCACCAUUCGGAACUACUCUAUCUACAUGUAACUAGCUACCCUUCUUAAAAGCACAAAAUUCAUUUUCAUUUCGUAUAAAAGCAACAAUCACAAAUUUGUAUAAAAUCUGAAAGUCUCUCCAUAGUGGCCUGAAA